Messenger RNA from Miscanthus lutarioriparius, 378 nucleotides. The record is from the annotation of a GenBank genome assembly. NCBI's taxonomy places the organism in Eukaryota, Viridiplantae, Streptophyta, Magnoliopsida, Poales, Poaceae.
AUGCCUUACCUAUCAGAGGAACUACUACACGAAUUCCUGCAGUUGGUCCGAGCCCUGCAAAUCCGUCACCGUCAGGAGGAAACCUCCCAAUACCCAAGAUUCUUCCAUUAUAAGAUAGAGAAGACGGCAGAGGUGGCAAUCGAGGUGAUCGACAAGGUGGCAGAGGCGACGGAGAAGGUUGGCGACGAGGUGGCGGAAGAGUUCCCCGGCAAUAAGAAUAUCAAGAAAGCAGCCUCCAAGAUUAAGAAGGUCAUGGACGUGAUCGAGGAAGAUGCCGAUAAAGCUGAGGCCCUGAUCGAGAAGGUUAGUUUCAUUACGCAAUCUAUUGCUAGUUGGCAGUUGCUACUACAUCAGAUUCAGAGCACGUUAGCCGUUUGA